Molecule: messenger RNA, 834 nt
Organism: Blastomyces dermatitidis ER-3
Lineage: Eukaryota; Fungi; Ascomycota; Eurotiomycetes; Onygenales; Ajellomycetaceae
Exons: 2
Coding region: 49-834 (261 amino acids)
Source: RefSeq, a predicted model, not a curated record
CAGGAAUAGGAUCUUCAUGUGCUGUUCUAACCGUAUCAGCAGGCCACCAUGCCUCCGACCGUGGCUGAACACUACGAAGCAGAGCAGAAGAAGGAACGCGAGCGAAUUGUCAAGAAUACUGCGCAGAACUAUGAUACAGCAAAGAAAGAGUACGAUGCAAUUGCGCCGUUUUACCAACAGAGCUUUCAGCAUCACGCCGGUGACAUCUGUCCCUUUAUAAAAUUUGCCGACAUUCAGCCAGGUCAGAAAGUUCUGGAGCUCGGCUGUGGUGCAGGGUGGGUGACCGCGCAGGCCGCCUCUCAAGUCGGACCCGAAGGCUGUGUUGUUGCUAUUGAUGCAAGUGGAGGAUGUCUUCGUCAAGCAUCCAUCACCGCCACCCUCCGGGGAUUGCAGAACAUCCAGUUCCUAAAAGGAGAUAUGCAUGACCUCAAGCAAUUUCCUCGCCUUCAGAGUUUGGAAUUCAAGACAUUUGAUCGGAUCCUUCUACUGUGGGUGAUCGUGGACCACGAGCAUCGCGAAUUCGCCUGUCUUGACGCGCUUCCCUUUGAUGGAACAGAUCCUGAUGAGUUGCACCUGCUAAUUGGCGAUGGAAGAAGCUUCAAGGAGGCACGCAAGUUUGCAAAGAGCAUGGUGAAAGAGGCUGGUUUGGAGGUAGUGGCAAUGGACGAUUGCUAUCGGGACGGCCGUUAUAAGGAUUGUGCUGCGGAGAUCCGUGCAGAAGCCAAUAUAGCAUGGCAGAAGGAUGGGGGUACCGGCAAGGAGUGCUCACGACUCUACCUUGAAUUCUUCAAGCGCAGGGAGGUGACAAAUAUCAUGGAAACCCGGAGGAAAUAG